Molecule: messenger RNA, 1074 nt
Organism: Paramisgurnus dabryanus
Lineage: Eukaryota; Metazoa; Chordata; Actinopteri; Cypriniformes; Cobitidae
Product: dehydrogenase/reductase SDR family member 11-like
Molecular function (GO): oxidoreductase activity
Source: RefSeq, a predicted model, not a curated record
AGGGAUUUGGGCAGCAUCAGUAAGAACUGGUCACGCAGAACUGGCAACCCUGUGCCAUUGUACACUGAACUGUACGAAAGCGAGUAAACCUUUGCUGUUAUGUUUCGCUGGAAAGGCAGAGUUGCUCUUGUUACCGGAGCUUCCGUGGGAAUUGGAGCUGCAAUAGCCAAAUCUCUUGUCCAGCAUGGCAUGAAAGUGGUUGGUUGUGCCAGAAACGUGGAACAAAUAGAGAAAUUAGCAUCAGAAUGUGUCAAGAGUGGAUUCAGUGGCACUUUAAUUCCAUAUAAAUGUGAUCUGUCUGUAGAAGAAGAAAUCUUGGCCAUGUUUUCCUCUAUCAAAGUUCAACAUCAUGGCGUUGACGUGUGCAUCAAUAACGCUGGCUUGGCUCAUCCAGACUCUAUAUUAACUGGCAAAACCAGUGGCUGGAAAGCUAUGCUGGAUGUGAAUGUGAUCGGACUAUCAGUGUGCACUCGUGAGGCUCACCAGUCCAUGAAAGAAAGAAAUGUUGAUGACGGUCAUAUUAUUAACAUCAACAGCAUGUCUGGACACAGAGUUAUGCACAAUAGUGACGUUCACUUCUACGCUGCUACCAAAUAUGCUGUGACUGCUCUCACAGAAGGUUUGAGACAAGAGUUACGAGAGGCUAAGGCCCACAUACGUGCCACGUGUAUAUCUCCUGGUCUUGUGGAGACAGAGUUUGCCUUUCGACUUUUAAAACACAAGCCAGAGAUGGCUGCUGCAACCUAUACAGAUUUUAAGUGCCUGGAAGCUGAUGACGUAGCCUCUGCAGUUGUGUAUGUACUGAGUGCUCCUCCACAUGUUCAGAUUGGUGACAUUCAGAUGAGGCCUGUAGAACAACUGACAUAACCGAAAUAAAUACAAUGGCACGUCUUUCUAAAUACAUUGAUUAUCAAAUUUAAAGUUUACAGAUUGUUAUGUAAUAGUGGCAAAACUUGUUUUAAUUUGUUGUAAACAAUGUUAAUGUUGUGUCUCAUUUUGAAAUGUCCACAUUUAUAAUUAUUUUUAAUGUUAUAGGAGAAAAUAAAACAAGGAUUUCAGUAAAUGUGAGAAAUA